AUGGACCAGGUAUCCAACCGGUCAGGAGUGGGCAGUGAUGACAUCACAGAUGAUACCUCACUGCCGGACCUGAGGUGGAGCUCAGAUGAAGAUAGCUCUGACGUUCAGACACAGUGCCUCGCGGCACCUCAGCCUCCUGUGCCAACCUACAAACAGAGGCUCGAGGAGUUUAAGAAGCUGUUCAAAGAGCUGCCUGAAACAGAGAGACUCCUAGUGGAUUAUCCAUGUGCCCUCCAGCGGGAUAUACUUCUACAGGGACGCAUUUACCUCUCAGUGAACUGGGUCUGUUUCUACAGCAAUGUGUUUCGUGGAACAAAGAUUGCUCUGACACUUAAAAACAUCACAACUGUGACGAGAGAGAAAACUGCUCGACUCAUUCCCAAUGCCAUCCAGAUCUGCACAAGUACAGACAAGUUCUUCUUCACUUCCUUCUCCGCAAGAGAGAAAAGCUACCGGGAAGUUUUUCGCAUGUGGCAAAACACGCUGAUGGGUAAGUCUCUGACCAGCCACGAGUUAUGGCAGACGGUUAGACAGCAUUAUGGUUUUGAUCUUGGCUUAAGCUAUGAAGAGAUGGAUAGCUCACCGAUAAUAGCAGAAUCAAACAUGCAGGCCAGCCUGACAGCGAGGCCUGGCGGAGAUGACGGUCCAGGGAGACUAGAGCGGCCCCCUUUCCUCCGCAUCCCUGAAGUGGAAAAUGGACCCUUGGAGACCUCCACACCUCAAGGGGAAGAAAUGCCUUCCCCUAUUGGCUCACAGAACUCGCCCAACUUGGAGGACUUUCGUAACACCCCAUCCCAAAGGCGCAGUCCGGCUCCCCAACUGGACCGCCUCGUCCCGGAGCGCGUCUCCAAGCGCUCCUCGCUUUCUCUUGACCUUAAUGCCAACGAGAACGGCGUGUCUGAGGAAAGCGGCUCGGAAAGUGAAGAAGAAGUGGAGGACCGCGUUGGUCUGUCUCAGGUGUCCGGUCGACAGUAUUUGAACCGGGUUUUCCACAUCAGUGCAAAACAUAUGUUUGAAAUUCUCUUCACCGACUCCAGCUUCAUGCGCAGGUUUAUGGAUGCCCGGAAGAUAACCAAUAUCACCUCUACUGCCUGGCAAAAAGACUCUUCUGGUAACAUGAAGCGGAGUCUGAACUACACAAUAACCAUCAACAACCCUCUGAUUGGGAAGUUCUCCACUGCUACAGAGUGCCAGACGCUGUACAAAGAAUCCAGGGAUGGUCAAUAUUACCUCAUAAACUCGGAGGUGUACACACAUGACGUUCCCUAUCAUGACUACUUCUACACUCAAACCCUCUACUACAUCAUGAGUAACUCUAAAAGGAAAUGUCGACUAAGGGUGUAUACCGAUGUAAAGUACAAGAAGCAGCCAUGGGGCCUCGUGAAGUCCUUUAUUACCAAAAACUCCUGGAGCGGCAUAGAAGAGAAUUUCCGGCAUCUGGAAGCAGAACUGCUGGAGGAAGAAGCAGAGAUGAACCAAGGAGGUGGAGAGGCGGGGAAGAUGGGUGGGCUUCGCAGGAGGAGGGGGCGGACUUAUAGCCGGACUCUGGCAGAGCAUUCAAAGCCCAACAAGCAGUACAGGCACGACGCUGAGCAGCACAGAGAAGGCAACAUGGGCCCUGUAGUUAUGAAAGGUCCGUAUCGAUGGAAUGUCACAACGAUAGUGGCUGGGAUGAGUGUGGUUCUGCUGAUCCUGACGAUGCUGAAUCUAGGCUUGUUUUUUAAGCUGUGGGCCAUGGAGGAUGUGGCCCAGCGCAUGUAUCUGACUACAAAGCAUCGCCUGAGGGAGAGGAGCGAGGCCAGCUUAGCCGCUGAGUAUGGACCCAAACUGGGAGCAGCGUUGAGGUCUCCAGAGGAGCUGCGCUUACUAAAAAAUGUACUUCAGGACUCCAUUAACCUCUUAGAACAGCUUCGUACCUCACUGGUGAUGCUGCAACAGAAUUUUGCAACAGCCAAUCGCACUGCAGCGCAGCAGUGAUGCAGCCACGCCUGGUGACUACAAAGCACCUGUCCCUGUGGAUAAAACGACACUGAAGCACUGAACUGUCUCGGAGGAUACCUCUGCUAUCCAUAGAUGUUGCCAUGUGGGCAUCCCCAGGCACAUGCCAUGUUUUCUUCGUGGUUAUGCAUCCCGAAGCCUGUGGUGAGGUAUCAGGUGCCAGGAUGUUGUUUGUUUGUUUUCUAAACUGCAGACUGACUGCUGGGAGGAGGAUUAUGUUUCACCAGAGUCUGGUUUAGAUUUCUGCAGAGGACUACUCUCAGCUCCCGCAGGUUCCAUGGUUAUUUUAAUGAGCCUUGUGCCACAUGAACUGUUGUGAAUACUUUUAGUUUGGUUUUAUUUUUGGGAUGUGAGUCAAUAUUAUUUAAGCUUUUUGCACACAUUUACGUUUUUGCACAAGUCUUAUGAGUAAGGCUGACUUACGCUCCCCUCUCCCCAAUAAAUCCCGCUAAUCAGUGACUCAGACUUGAAGGAUCGUCUACACUUGUGGUCUCGAUUCAUUUUGUACAUGUAUACUUCAGUUAUUCUGGCCUGCUGAUAUUUCAAUGAUUACACUGGUUCUCUCCUGGACUUUAAAUGAAGCAGACCAGAACUGAUCCUCAUCACCUGUUCAGGUAUAAUCAGGGUUUUUGGGUACUU
Molecule: messenger RNA, 2637 nt
Organism: Pelmatolapia mariae (spotted tilapia)
Lineage: Eukaryota; Metazoa; Chordata; Actinopteri; Cichliformes; Cichlidae
Gene: gramd1c
Product: GRAM domain containing 1c
Exons: 17
Coding region: 1-1977 (658 amino acids)
Biological process (GO): intracellular sterol transport
Cellular component (GO): endoplasmic reticulum-plasma membrane contact site; plasma membrane; endoplasmic reticulum membrane
Molecular function (GO): cholesterol transfer activity; cholesterol binding
Source: RefSeq, a predicted model, not a curated record